AUGGCUCCGGAGAGGACGAAAACCGCCGAGCUCUACCUCGAUUUCUGCCUCACCUCCGUUCGCUGCAUUCAAACAACUGCCGAGUACCUUAGCGACCGCGAACAGAUUCGGCCAAACGACCGCCCUUACACUAACCUCUACUUCAUGGACCUGGAGGAGCAGCUCCGACAGUACGCCAGUUCACUAGCAGACGCCAAGCAACAAGAAUUAACCGCCGGCAACAGCCCCAACGGAAUGGAGCUGGAUAUCUCUGACGAGGUCCGUCUCCACGGUGGCGUAAACAAGAACGGUCGUCCCGUCGAACUCAUCCGCGUGAAGAAGGACGGCAGGGCCUUCUCCAUGCUUACUGGUGAGCUUGUUGACCUUGGCGACGAGGAUGCCAAGGAUGCUGCCUUCAGGAUCAAGCGAUCGUCAAGCCACGUUGAAGAGGAGGAGGAAGACAUUCUCCGCUCCAUGGCCCGGAGAAAGAAGAAUCCCACUCCCGAGGAGCUUGCUCCUAAGAAGUGCCGCGAGCCUGGCUGCAACAAGGAGUUCAAGCGCCCUUGCGACUUGACGAAGCACGAAAAGACUCACUCUCGCCCUUGGAAGUGCCCCGUGAAGAGCUGCAAAUACCACGAGUAUGGAUGGCCCACGGAGAAGGAAAUGGACCGCCACCACAACGACAAGCACUCGUCGGCGCCCCCAAUGUUUGAGUGCACCUUUAAGCCCUGCCCGUACAAGUCGAAGCGUGAGUCCAACUGCAAACAGCACAUGGAGAAGGCUCACGGUUGGACGUACGUGCGAACCAAGACGAAUCGCAAGAAGCCUGGUGAUGCGGCCAGCACGGUCCACCCUACGCCUCAGCUCACCAACAUCUCGACACCCGAGAGCCACAUUGGUCUUGAGACGCCGCCCGCGCAGACGGCAGAGUUUAUGCCUCUGCCAGACAACAGCAUCACCUUCCCCAAGUACAUUCCCCACGACGAGCUUUUCAACGGUGUCAACCAGCCACCGUUGCAUCUGCCCGAGCUCGAUACCAUGGACGUGGACUUGGACCUUGAUGUCUCCCCUGCUGACCCCUUUGGCGAUGGUACCGGCUUCACUCUGGAUGACGACCUCUACACCGCGCGUGCGCACCUUCCCACUCCCGACCCGGCCAUCUUUGCUCAGAAGAUGAUGCCCCAGCAGCCCUUCUUGGCUUACCCUGACAUGAUGGGUGUAGGGCAAGUCGAUUUUGUGCCUACUCCCCACAUUUCACCCAUUGGGCAGCCGAGCGCCAUGCUUUACACCCCCAAGUCUCUUCAAGAGGUUGUGGAUGAGGGCUUUGAGGAUUUUACGCAGUGUGAUGAUGGCUUCAAUGCCGACUUUGCCCUCUUCCCAGACACUGCCCGCAUCGACAACUUUGAGCCACUCUUCUCCACCGAGAUGCCAAGCGCGGGCAUGGGCUACUCUCAACCCACGCAAGACAUGUUUACGAGCAUGGACUGGAACACCAACGACUAUGUCAACUUUGCGGAGUAA
Molecule: messenger RNA, 1500 nt
Organism: Parascedosporium putredinis
Lineage: Eukaryota; Fungi; Ascomycota; Sordariomycetes; Microascales; Microascaceae
Source: the annotation of a GenBank genome assembly